Molecule: messenger RNA, 789 nt
Organism: Erythranthe guttata (spotted monkey flower)
Lineage: Eukaryota; Viridiplantae; Streptophyta; Magnoliopsida; Lamiales; Phrymaceae
Product: large ribosomal subunit protein uL23
Biological process (GO): translation
Cellular component (GO): ribosome
Molecular function (GO): structural constituent of ribosome
Source: RefSeq, a predicted model, not a curated record
CCUCUUCAUUUUAUCCUCCGGCGAAAACGAAACACAGUUUUUUUUUCUUCUUUCCCCCAAUUAAAUCUACUAAUGAUUGCUUCCGCCGUAGCUCCGCCGGCGGCAGCUUUUAGUUCCGGCAAUUGGUACCGUGGGGACAGAGUUUCAUUUCUCAAUCGGUUUUCUUCCGGUUUACCUUCAGCUUCCAGAAAGUUCUUCCCUACGACGGCCAUCUUUCAUCCGAUCGAAAAGAAAGUCGUAUCAUUACCUGAUUUCGCGGAAAUUGAAAAAAUCGAUACUCUGCCAUCAACUUUCGAAGAUAUAUUCAUCCCAAAACCGAAGGCAUCAUCGUUCCGGAAUGCACCAAAAAAGGAAAAGAAUCCGAAACGGCUUAGCAGUAGUGCGGCCCAGAGGAAUUUACUUCUCCCGGUUCUUCGAUACCCGCUCACCACCGAGUCUGCUAUGAAGGCAAUUUUGGAACACAACACGUUGGUUUUUGUUGUGGACGAGCGUGCGGACAAAAACAGCAUCAAAGACACCGUUCAGAAUGUCUUUAACGUGAGGGCUAAAAAGGUAAAUACCGCAAUUACCCCUGACGGUACGAAGAAGGCUUUUAUUAUGCUGGCAUCCGGUUUUAGUGCCUUGGAUGUGGCGAAGAAGAUCAAAAUCUUGUGAUUUUUUUUUUUUUAAUUUGUGCGCGUGUUUGUAUGAGUAUGUUCGAAAUUCGGAUAAAUUUUAUUCGUGAUUUUAAGGUUGUAUCAUUAUUGUUGUGAAUCGUAAUUGUCUCCUCUCAGGGUGUUUUUCGUUUGA